CGUCAUUAGAUCCGCGAGAGCACAGAAAGGCAAGGGGACCAAUCAGAUCGCGCGCUCUUUUCCAAGUCGUUUCUAAGGGGCGGGGUGAUAUGCUCCCUCAGCCAAUGGCGAAGGCGCUAAGUUGUUUACAGGGCGGAGCUAACUGUCUGUGCGCUGCUGUGUGCGCUGCCGCUGUCCGCAUUGGGUCCGGUGUCGGAAGGCGGAGAAGAGGACGCCAUGAGCCUGGCGGUGAGGUGAGUGCCGGUACCGGCCCGGAGCCGCUCUGUUACCGGGGAGCAUCCCUGUGUCACAAUCCCUGUGUGUGCUGUCAAGCCGAGUAGGCCCUGGCUCCAUGGAGAUUAAUAAACCUCUCACAGCUAAUCAGCACCACAGAACUACAACUCCCGUGAUGCUCUGCUAGCCUUAUGGCAGGUUUAGCAUCAUGGGAGUUGGAGUUCUUAAAAAAAUAUAGGCUUCUACCCUUUGCAAAGCUGGCCAGUGAUCCCCUAUGCAGGAGGGGGGAGGGGGGGGGCAGGUUAAUUCACUUUAAUGGUAAAUGUUCACUCUGUCUUUAUAUUGUAGGACAGACUUGGCCGUUGACAAAACAAAAAAGAAGAAGCGCAGAGAGCUGACAGAGGAGCAGAAGCAGGAAAUCCGAGAUGCCUUCGAAUUAUUUGAUACCGAUAAGGAUAAAGCAAUCGACUACCAUGAACUCAAGGUAACGUUUAAUGUGUCCGAGCAAUUCUGAAAAUUCUAAAUCUUUCCUGUAGAGAAUGUAACACACAGGGUGAGAUCAUACACACGCGAUAGGAUUUUGCGAUGUUUGAAUCUUGUCUGUGUGCGUGGUUUUUAAAAUGUAUUUUAUUUAUUUAUGUAUUUUUCACGGUGACGUGAAAUUUCAACCACGGGCAUUACGUAUAUUCUUUUUACUGACGAUAAUAGUUAUCGAACGGAAGCAGGUGCUUUACAAGAAAUAACAUCUUAGCAUAAAACAUUAUUCCCUUUUAAAUUUAUAUCACAACAAUUUACCUCAGUCUAUACAGAGCCUGGGCAACCCUUAUAAAUGAGGAGGAAUAGAGACAUUUUCAUUUUCUUCUUUUUUUUUUUUCUUUAUGCUGACUGCCAAGUGUGAAGGACAGGUCUUGUAAAAAGAACAGAGAGGGAACUAGGAGUAACCUCCUUCAGGAAAAAAGAUAUAUGACCUGAUUAAGAGGUUCAAUGACCAUCCCUCUCCUUUUUGGCUAGUGUCAUUCCUUCUUCACCACACCUCAGUGGUAUCGGUGAAAUCAUAAACACUGCUGACUACUUAAUCCACCUGAUGUGGCGUAAAUCUGAUGCCCUGUCUUUGAGGCUUUGGUUUACUAGGAUGCUGGAUCUUCAAACAAUGGAGGAGCUUGUUUUCAGCACCUCAGGUAGUAUUGACAAUUUGGAUACAAUGGAUAGCCACUACCAAAACCGCUAAUAUUCAGAAACCUCUGGAUAGCCCUCAGAUUUUCUACAGUCAUAGGUAGCCUUGCCUUUUGUCUAAUGGUGGAAAAUACUAGUCCAAAGCAGUCAGUCUGGGGUUCAGUUAAAUUCUAACACAAAUAUUGAGUAUUUUAGUAAAGACUGGAUCUUUACGAAACACUAAUUUUUGAUGUGGGACUGACAGACGCUUUUAAAAACAUGACCUAAAUAUAGAAACUUGUUAAGCAGGUUUUAUUGGCAACAAUGCCAAAAUCAUUUAGGAUACCAAUAUAAAUAGUCUGAAAAACCAGAUCUCUUCCCACCUGGUGAGUGUUAAAGGGAAACUAUAAUGCUAGGAAAACAAACUCGAUUUCCUUACACUAUAGCUUUCCCCUUUGUCAAUCCCCCCCCACUCUCCGUGGUGCAGAAGGGGUUAAUAACCCAUUCUGUCACUUACCUGGGUCCAGCACUGAUGCCCCUCAGCUCUGGCUCAGCACCACUCACACUCCUCCCCCACCGAGGUCCGCCAUCCGGCGAGACCUAAUGUGCAUGCCGCGCUCGCAUUAGGAUUUUCCCAUAGGAAAGCAUUAUUUAAUGCUUUCCUAUGGAGAUUCCGGUGCUGCUGGAAUCUUCAUGCAUAGCGUGAUGACGUCCAGCAUUGUUCAGGCGACCAAAAGUCGCCUUCAAUCUCCAAGGUUCCUCUAGUGGCUUUCUGGUAGACAGCCACUAGAGGAGGAUUUAACCCCAGCAGGUAAUUAUUGCAGUUUAUAAUUUUUUUUAAUGUUUUUAUUUUUUUUAAUAAUUACAUGCUCAGGGUUAAGGAUGAUGGGAGUUUGCAACCAAAGCACUUCAAUGAACUGAAGUGGUCUGGGUGCCUACAGUGUCCCUUUAACAAUGUAACAAUAUAUCAGGCCUUACAAAUAUUUCUUGUAUUUCCAUGAAGCGUAAUAUAUUGUUACUGUGUUAUCACUCAAGUGUAUACACUCAGUAGGUUGGAAAGGUCUGGUAUUUGAGAGAGUUUUUCUUGAUUAUUUUGUAGUAAUUAAUUUAGAAGGAUAAUCCUGGAAAUAAUCAUAGUGCUGCUCUACUGGCAAAAGGCACUAGAAUUUUAGUUUCUGAUUUUUUUUUAUUUUUUUUUAUUAUAUAUAGCUCUUUAACUCCUAAAUACAAUUGAUAUACUAUCUGAAAAAAACAACAGUGUUUUAAAUCUAGGAGAUUAAGUAGCAAAUUACGUUCCAUCUGGGGAAAGGGGAUUAGAAAGGUUAAGUGCCAGCUGGGUAUGGGGAUUGGGCAGAUUACGAAACAGGCUGUGGUCUUGAGCUAGUAGCCGAACCAAAUCUUUACUCUUCACUUAAAAUGUGUAUGGGUUGUCAGGUUGUGUUAAUGAAUGGUUGUAUAUAUUAAUUUCCCCAAUUUUUUGAUCACAAACAUCCCAUGUUUUGUUUUUCACAGGUAGCAAUGAGAGCAUUGGGAUUUGAUGUUAAAAAAGCGGAUGUUCUAAAAAUUUUAAAGGAUUAUGACAAUGAAACAACAGGAAAAAUUACAUUUAAUGAUUUUAAUGAAGUUGGUAAGUGUCCUUAAAGCUACACUGUCAUGCCGAACUUACCUUUCCCCAAUCGCCUUUUCUUCCUAUCUGAUCUAGUUUUCUUUAAAACCUAAAACAAAGUAGGGACAUGACCAGCUUUGACCCACUUGCUGUGGUCAAAGUAAUUUUACCACAAUACUCUCCCUUUCCUCCGUGAUCUCGCAAUGCCUCCUUUUAUGCAUUCCCGAACAUCCUGUCAUAUAGACAGGACCCCGGCAAAACUACCAAAUUUCAUCCUAACAGAAUGAGUAUAGUUUGUUCAUUCGGUACCUUUAGUUUAUUUCGAAAUUUAAUUUGAAUGAAUGAAAUUCCUAUCUGUGCCGCAGCUGCAUCUUGCAGCCGCAUAGUAGAUAGCUCCCUGAUACCGUGGGAAUUAGGGAGCUAUCUACCGAAAGGCUGAAAGCCCAAAAUUGGUCUUUCAGCCAACUUUACUAAUGCUAACUAAAGAUUACUUGGUUUUCGUAAAAAAGGGAGACUGCCCCUACUUGCUAUGCCACGAGUAGGGACAUGUCUACUCAACAUGAGCGGCGGGUGGGUGCCCUUAAUGACAAUGGGGGACCUAUUGUCUUCCCCUGGCUCCCUAUCCAUGAGCAGUGGGUGGGGGCCCUAAAUGACAAUAGGGGGGAAGGCUUCAGGCUUUUUUUUUUUUUUGCAACAGUGAGCAGCCACAGGUAUCUCACUCCUCGUAAGAAACAGAACAAACAAACACUGACAUUCGGUCUUGUGAAAUUUCUAUUCAUUCAUCCUUCUGACAAAUGAAUAGACAAAAUUUCCUUCCGAAUUUAGGACAAUAGCGAAUGCCCAAGUGUUUUACUCGUCAUGCAUGAGAAUUUCACAGCACUAUCUAGUGUGGGCAGAUGAUGUGUCCCACAGAGCCUUCAUCUGCCCACACAAAGAUGGCUGCGCCUAGGUCCCGGGACAAAAUAAAGUUGAAAUAAAAGGUAAUAGGGGGGGCCUAGGGGCAUUUGGUGUUGACUAGAGGGUUAUUUAGAUGUAGUGGAAGGGGGUUAAAAAAACAGAUGCGGCCAUGACAGUGCUGCUUUAACAGUGCCGUUUUCUUUUUAAGGCAGUCUCCCUUAAUUUUAUUUACCUGCCGUGAUUUGUGUAAUGGUAUUUAAAGACCUCUUUAAUGACCAUUAACUUACCAAAAUAGCUUUGACGAUUUUUUUAAUUUAUUUUUUUUGUACUCUUUGCAAAUGACAGUGAUUAUACUGCACAAUAAAAAUAAAUCCCAAAUAUCCCCCAUAAGCACAGUAUUCCCCUUUGUUUUACUUAUUUUUUUUUUUUUUUUUAAAUAAUGGUUUGUGCAAUUUCAAGAACACAUAUACAUUAAUUUCAUUGCUUGAUAUCCGUCUUUGCUUUUAUUUAGUUACAGAUUUAAUACUCGAACGUGAUCCACAAGAAGAGAUGCUAAAGGCUUUUAAGUUAUUUGAUGAUGAUGACUCCGGCAAGAUAAGCUUGCGGAAUCUCCGACGCGUUGCUCGAGAACUUGGUGAAAAUAUGACCGAUGAAGAAUUACGAGCUAUGAUUGAAGAGUUUGAUAAAGAUGGUGAUGGGGAAAGUAAGGUUUUUUUAUUUAUUUAUUUUUUAUUUAUUUUUUUAAAAUAAAUUCUUUAUUUUGGUUGUGCAUGUAGGAAAGAGUACAGGCAAACUUACUAUGCCACAGCAGCAUAAGCAAGCAACAAAACACAUGUUUAAAGCAUUAAAGGGACUUACCAGUGCCAGGAAAACAAAACGUUUUCCUGGCACUGCAGGUCCCCUCUCCUUCCCACACCCCAUCCCCUUUAGUGACUUACCUGUAUCCUGCGCCGAUGUCCCUCAGUGCUGGUUCAGGGCCCGCACAUGCACCUCCCCCGCCAACGUAAUCCUAUUGCGCAUGCUCGGCCGCCGGCGGAGGUCUAAUGCGCAUGCAUGGCAAUGCCAAAAUGUUUUCAAUGCUUUCCUAUGGGGAUUUCAGCAACGCUUGAGGUCCUCACAUAGCGAGGAUGGUCCAGCGACGCUAUAGCACACGGAAGUGUGUAGACAGCCACUAGAGGAGGAGUUAACCCUGCAAGGUAAAUAUUGCAGUUUAUGAAAACUGCAAUAAUUACACUUGCAGGGUUAAGGGUAGUGGGAGUUGGCACCCAGACCACUCCAAUGGGCAGAAGUGGUCUGGGUGCCUGCAGUGUCCCUUUUAAGUGACAUAUGAGGGACAUGCACAUUUUUAUGGUAAUAGAAGAGAUAUGUGAGGGUUAAUGCAAACCAUAAAAAAGUAAACUAUACUUGGUGCUCCAACAGGUUUAUACUAAGCUUAGCUUGAUAAGUAUGUAACAGUAGCUGUAUUUUGUGAGUAUAGAAAACAUGUCAGUGUUAAAUGUCUGUCGCUGAGUGGCUGAAUAUAUGAAGCAAGAUAUAUUAACCACUGGAGAUAUAGACUGAGAUGGCUACGUAAUGGGGUAUUAUGCUAAACUGGUUAUAUAUAGUCACAGCCGAUACAGUGUGCUCACGAAUAGUAUUAAGGCAUGCCAACUGUGAGUAAGAGUAGUGGGCGCUUCAGCCUAUGCCCAUUAAUAGGAAUGUCCUGUUUCCUGUCACUGUCUGCCCCUUUGAUGGAGCCGUCUGAAUCAGCCCCAGCUUUAUCACACGUCGGCAAGAUGUUCUCCUGCUCAUCAACGUGGCAGUCGGCUUUAGCCAGUAGGUGCAGAGUUGUGCAUCGCUGAUCAGAGGCCUCUGUGGCAGAUGUGUUGUAUGCAGGUUGGGCUUGCUUGUUGAUCCAGCUUCGGAUCAACAAGAGCGAGUGCGUGCGCCCGAAUAACAUGGCAUUGUUUCCUGCUAUAACUAUCUUUGGCGUCUUCUUUUCCGCUCGAGGUGGAUACCCAUACAGGCGAUGCCUGGUUGCUGGGCGGAUCCAGAACCACCACUCUUACAGCAUGAUCGUAGGUCAGUCCACGAGUGCAGAGCUUAGACAAGAAGAUCACACAGAGCCUGUCAAAGGCCACUAGAGGAUGCAUGGGUGGCUGGAUGCAGGUGCUCUUUGUCGUUGGCCCCCAACAGUGCAGCCAUCUUGAUUGGGCCUCGGCAAUCCAAUACAGCUGCAGACUGUGUUGCUGGUCCAGGUGAGCCCGUCAGCAGUCCAGUAGGGACCGGGAUAUCCCCUGCCGGACCAAAGGGGGGAGGUGUUAUAGGGCCUUAAGGCAGUUGGCAAGCCACACUUCAAGGCUCAGGAUCGGCCACCUCCCCCACCUCGAGAGUAGCAGCAGGCCACGGAUAGGUCAAGUACCGGCAGAACCCAUCAGUUGCACGCUUGCACUGCUCGGGGGUCAGUAAGGGUGCUCCCCAGGAAUAGAUGCAGGAUUUGGACCAAAUAAGCACUUAUGGAGGUAUAUAAAGUAAUGAGCUCCGGUUCUAUGAGACCAUCUUUGUCGGCCCUGCUCCCCCACCCCAGUAAUUUUUUAUGUCUGACUAUAAGGACUCUUCGCUAAGUCAGUGAGGUAAGAAUAGAGAGUUUGGAAAAAAGCCUUGUUUGUUCAUGUUGUUUAUUUAAAUGAGUAAACUGAGCAAAAGCUCCCUCUGUUGGUAAACAAGCAUGUGGAUAUGUGACAUUAUGCCUGAAACACACUUGUUUGUGUCGUUCUGCAUAUUCCACAAAGCAUUAUGGGGAAAAUAGUGGAAACUUGAAUUGAAGGGAGGCAUCUGUUUAUAUAUGAAAACACAAGGUGAUGAUUAAACAUAACCAAUAACUGUGACACGAUUUGAUAACGUAAUUAAUAUGUUUAAUUACAUUACACUCACCCGUGGUGACAGUGUCUGAGCAGCAGUAACUCAAAGUGGCAGGCUGUACUGAUUACAAUUAAUUUACUUACAAACAACAACAACACAACCUAAACCACCGAUUUUAUAACAUGUGAUUCCCACUGGAUUAACCCCGUUAGAUGCCUACUUAUUUUUUUGUGUCAUACAAGCUUUAUUUUUAUAUUUUUGCUUAUUAAAUGCAUAAAUAAACACCUGUAUAAGUUUGCUUAUCCAGGUUAUUGUAGCCAAUACUGGGUUCCUUUUGGGUAAAAUAACUCCACUCACUUGUACACCAUUGACAAAAGCAUGUGUCUGAUCUGCAUGCUAAACAUUCUUCACAAGAUCACAGCAGAGACUCUGAGACCACCAUUUUCCUUCAGGCAACUCAUUAACCCUAUUGUGCUUUUCUGUGAAAUGGAGGCAGCGGUUCUCGCUAGACAUGCGCAGAAAUUAGUUUUGCGUUAUUCUUCCAAAUAAAAUUCCUUGUAAUCGAUUCUAAAUAGUUUUUACCUGUUGGGUCUACAGGUGCGAUUGAUUCAGGAUUGAUUAAUUCUGGUAUUGAUUGACAGGAAUUUUAUUUGGAUGAAUUGAUUCAAACACAUUUUUGUACAAGUCUAAUAAUCACUGGUAGCCUGUUCCAUUCUCUGACAGAAAACCAGUGUUGAUACACCUCUCCUUCUGCCCUUUCUCCUCAUGCUCAGGAGUCGCAUCACUCUUUAACCACCAUCGAGACACCUGCACGAGUGUCCCUGCCAUAUAACAUGCUUUAUCCUAUCGGUUCCCAAAUCUCUUCUCAAGACACACACAAACAGUCUGUGAGUUUGACAUUUUCCAGUUGUGUUCCAAUGGGACAAUGACAGAAUCCGAGUCUUGAGAAGUAGGUUGGGUACCGUUACAGCAUCUGAUUGUAGAACCUACAAUGCCAGUCUGUCCCCCAGCAAGUAAGAAUAGAAAUUACUUUUAAAUAACAUAUGUUAAAUGAAAGCCGGAACUCUGAAACGUCACGUGUGACUGGCUCCAGGAAUCACGUACUCUUAAUUUGUUUACAAAAGGUUUAUUCACAAAUUUGAAAUGUUCUAAUUGUAUCAGUCCCUAGUAAGAAAAUGUAUAAAUAUAUAUGAGAAAACUUAGAUGACAGUUAUGCUUUUGUUGUAGAAAUGCAAAGGUUGAACAAGCGAAAAUAUUAGGAGAAAAUGUUAUUUUUGUUUAAAAAGAUAUAUUAUUUAUUUUUUGUGUGUGUGUUCUUAUAAUGGCACAUCUUAUAUAUAUUUUUUUUUUUUCCCUCCCUUUCCAUAUGUAGUUAACCAGGAGGAAUUCAUUUCCAUAAUGACAGGAGACGUAUAGCCAGUCCGAAAGCAGAUUUUGCCGUGAUAUCAACAUGCUCUCAACGAUGUUUCUCGAAUGUUUAGUAGUGUUUUUUGUUUUGGGAUUUAUCUCUUUCAUGAAGGACCAACAUUUAAUGCUAUUUAAAGUCAGUAUGUUGUAGCGUAUUAUGUUACAUUGUAAUAUUUCUUUUUUUAUUUGUAUAAUAGUUUUUUAUGCAGAUUUUGGAAAUAAAUCAUAUCAUUCUUAUGGUU
Pelobates cultripes (western spadefoot toad) is the source of this 8358-nucleotide messenger RNA. The record is from the annotation of a GenBank genome assembly. Lineage: Eukaryota; Metazoa; Chordata; Amphibia; Anura; Pelobatidae.